Metopolophium dirhodum (rose-grain aphid) is the source of this 640-nucleotide messenger RNA. RefSeq lists its product as uncharacterized. The transcript has a single exon. Lineage: Eukaryota; Metazoa; Arthropoda; Insecta; Hemiptera; Aphididae. The record is from RefSeq and is a predicted model, not a curated record. The coding region runs from base 55 to 519 and encodes 154 amino acids.
GUUCCGAGUUUCAGACAACAAAGUGUUUUUUACAGUAUACAAAUUUAAAAAAAAAUGGUACUCCACAAAUUUGAAAAUAUGUUUGCUGUUGUUAUAUUUGUUUUAAUAUGUGCACAUGCUGUUCAUCCUUCGACAGUGAUAUCCGGGCAUGCCUUAACAAAGCGAUCAGAUACGGAUCAUGCAGCUGCAGGAGCUGCUGUAGCCGGAGAUACAAUAGCAGCUACCGGUGGUAUUAUAGCCGCAGGAUCACUCUCGGCAGGUCCAUUUGCACCAAUAGUGGCAGGAGUUGGAGGUGUAACUUCUGCCGUUGGAGGUUUGGUAUCAGUAAUUUCGAGAGCAGCCGAUCAGUCAUGCCGUGAAUUUGGUUGUCACAAAAACUACUGUUGGUCAUAUUGCAGCUUGGGAAAUCAAUGGUGCUAUACAACCAAAUCUUAUUCUCAAAGUUUUGAAUAUGUUAGUUGUACAAGGGAUGACGAAUGCAAUGGAUGCUGGAAAUGUGCUGGUUCGUGCACGUUGUGAAAAAGUUAACAAGGACUUUGUGUGUUUUCAAACCUUAAAAAAUCUUAUCUUAAUAACCUUUCCAUCGUAUAUUAUGUAUACAGUAUACCAUGUCGUCAAUAAUAAAUAUAUUAUGAUAUUA